AUGAAAUGUAGCAAGGCCAAGUUCAGAUCGCCAGUUCCGGAUUAUCUUGAGCUUACGAAUCAGUCCCAUCGCUGGCAUGACCGAUCGAUCCAGCCGGACUUUAUCUCGGAAGAGACGGCUCUCCCGAAGCAGAGUAAUUGCGCUCUCGAAGUUGAUGUCCGGGUGCAGGAUAUCUUGAAUCGUUUGGAUAUCAAGGAAAGGCCGAUACACCAUGAUUUCACCGAGCUUCUGAAACCGAUGACUUCGGAUGAACGAUUGGUUCCAAGCAUGGCUGGCUUAUGGCAGGAUGAAAAACGAAGGCGGAACAGGAAGCUUGGUAUUCUUGAUCCAGGAAGUAGCCCAUUUAGCGCCGAGGACUUGACUUCUCUAUCAGCGAACACAAGGAACCAUCUAAACGGGCCGUGGAUUCAUGAAGAAGAGUUCCGCCAGAUGGCGUCUCAGAUCGCUGCAGCCGAGAAGGUCCAAAUGGGCAGCAAAGACAUCACAUUUGAUAAUAUCUUGAAAAAGAAGCCAUUUGAGGAAAACAUUAAGACCGUGCUGGAAAGUGUCGAAGAUUUCUUCGCGGAUGAAAAUGAAUUUUCGAGUGCACACGGGGCCACAGAGCCGGCUAUAGAAGUUCAAGUUGACACUGAUGUUCUUCCUCAAGAGGAUGCAGCGGAGUCCGAUGACGGCUCUUACUGCUCGGAUGAUGAUAUUGCGGACUUGUUCUCGGACGAGGAGGGUGGCCCAGAAGAUACAGUUGUUGCCCAAGGUCCACUAGGGGAGAUGGUCUCUGAUCAACCCUUCCAGCUUGAAGACCCUAUACAACAAGAUAAAUUCUUGACCCCUAAAAAAGAUGGACCACCUGGGGCCUAUGUUAAUAGGCUUGAGGACAUAAAUUCUCGAGAAAACAUAAAUGCUGGCAUUCAAAGUGCAAUACGAUCUCUCAAGCGCCUCGGUAACAUGCCUUAUUUCAACAGACCUCCUAAGAGAAUCAGGUUCUUUGACGACGAUGUAUCACGCAACCUAUCCCCAAACCCCCAGAAUCUACCGAAACCUGUUAUGGCAUUAGAAAAAGAAGCGAACCGCCAGACUAAGGAGACGGAAUCCUUUGAAAAUGCAGAAACAUCACAUCCUAAUCUGUCAUUUCAAGCAAAUGUUGAAGAUUCACAGCCAACACCACGGUCCCAGGGUGGAGUCCAAAACAGCAAACUUGGCUUUCCGGUAGUCAAAGAUCCGAAUGAUCCCAUGACCAUUCUUCGAUUUAGCCAGGAGGGCAACACACCCAAGGCAAUGCCGAAGAACUUGGAAAGCACGACAGUUCCUGCCCAGGGCGUUGCCAAAGACGCAAGUCCAAUGCAAAGCUCUGAGCCUUUGCAACUAUCCUCGAUAGAGACGAACUCAAACUCUGUCGAUCCUUACGUGUCAGAAAUGGCAUCUUCGAUUUAUGAAACCUUUAACUUCUCCUCAAGUAGUCGAAUCUGUGUCUUACGGCUGCCUUGCCCGAAUCCGAGCGAUGUUUCGUCUUCCCUCGAUGAAUAUGGUUACCCUUCUGUCAUCUAUCAGAAGGCCCACUAUGGCAAUGUCGCUGAUGUCCCCGACCGGCCUCGAGAUAACGCAGGUAGAGAGUUUCGACUUGAAGGUAACGACAUUCAUUAUCUGCCUGAUUUUGAUCCGUCGGGGCGCUCUCAUGCAAUGAUGGGGGAGCAGAUACCAGCCGUGAAAGACAGAAAUACCCAGGAAGAAGUUGACAGAUGCUUGCGCGAAUCCUGUACUAGCAGGGUAUGGGAAUUUGCGCCUGUGCCCCCAAGUCGUGCAGAAGUCAUCAGUUGGUUUGAGAAUCAGCAAUUAGAAAGAAAAGCUCAACAAACCAAGUCAAGCGAGACGAACUUAGCAGUUGAUAUGAAACCAAAUGUUCUAUCGCAAAUCGAAGGCCCCACCCAGAAGAACGGAUAUGGGUUCAAGUAUUCCCAGAAACAAGAAUCGACUAGUGUUGAGCACCAAAAUCAGUAUAUGAGUAUCAUGAGCUUGGAGGUUCAUGUCAAUACCCGCGGUGUGCUCUCUCCGAACCCCGAGGAAGACGAGAUCUCUUGCAUAGUUUGGUGUGUGCAGUCGGACGAUGAGAAUCUUGACGUCAACAGUCAUUUACCAGGUGUCCACAUCGGAAUGGUCGUACAAAGUGAAGAAGAUAGACCGGAUAUCAAGAUUUCGAAAGCCGUGAAAGUUGAUUUGGAACACGAGCCUAGUGAGCUUGACUUGAUAACUCGAUUGGUGGAUAUUGUCCGCUGGUAUGACCCCGACAUCAUCACCGGCUAUGAGGUUCACAAUAGCUCGUGGGGCUAUGUGAUCGAGAGAGCUAGGAAGAAAUAUGAGCUGGAUAUCUGCGAUGAGUUGUCGAGAGUCAAGUCGCAAGCACAUGGCAGAUAUGGCAAAGAAGCUGACCGAUAUGGGUUCAACCACACAUCUUCUAUCCGAAUCACCGGGCGACAUAUGAUCAACAUCUGGCGAGCAAUGAGGAGUGAAUUGAAUUUACUUCAGUACAGCAUGGAGAAUGUUGUAUUCCAUCUGCUUCAUCGCCGGAUCCCUCAUUAUUCCUUCCGUGAACUCACAUCAUGGUACCGAAGCGGCAAACCUCGCAAUAUUAUGAAAGUCGUCGAUUAUCUCGUUUCUCGUGUACAAAUGAACGUCGAAAUACUGGAUACCAAUGAGUUGAUACCGAGGAUAAGUGAGCAGGCUCGAUUACUUGGGAUAGACUUCUACUCGGUGAUCUCACGAGGAUCUCAAUUCAAGGUUGAGUCUUUGAUGUUUCGCAUUGCAAAGCCCGAGAACUUCUUACUCGUGUCCCCGAGCAGAAAGCAGGUUGGCCAGCAGAAUGCGCUAGAGUGUCUUCCAUUGGUUAUGGAACCUCAGAGUGACUUCUACACCAGCCCGCUGAUAGUCUUGGAUUUCCAGUCGCUGUAUCCCAGUAUUAUGAUCGCCUACAACUACUGCUAUUCGACCUUCCUUGGACGAGCGCGGCAAUGGAGAACCAGGGACAAAAUGGGGUUUAUGGACUACCAACGGCAGUCAGGAUUACUCGAGCUGCUCAAAGACAAGAUUAACAUUGCACCGAAUGGCAUGAUAUAUGCCAAAUCCCAAGUCCGCAAAUCGCUUCUCGCCAAAAUGCUGGCAGAAAUCCUGGAGACCCGUGUCAUGGUAAAAUCUGGCAUGAAGCAGGACAAAGAUGACAAGACACUGCAACGUCUCCUGAAUAACAGGCAACUGGCGCUCAAACUCAUCGCCAACGUCACGUACGGCUAUACCUCUGCCUCAUUCUCCGGACGAAUGCCCUGCUCCGAGAUUGCCGAUAGCAUCGUUCAAUCGGGCAGAGAGACGCUCGAAAAAGCGAUUGCUUUCAUCCAUUCCGUGGAACGAUGGGGCGCCGAAGUCGUAUAUGGCGACACUGACAGUCUGUUCGUCUAUCUCCGCGGCCGCACGCGCGACCAAGCCUUCGACAUUGGCGAAGAGAUCGCCAAAGCCGUGACCGACAUCAACCCGCACCCGGUCAAGCUCAAAUUCGAAAAAGUCUACCAUCCCUGUGUGCUCAUGGCCAAGAAACGCUACGUCGGCUUCAAAUACGAACACCGCAACCAGAAAGAGCCCGAAUUCGACGCCAAGGGUAUCGAAACCGUCCGUCGAGACGGCACCCCAGCGGAGCAGAAGAUCGAAGAAAAGGCACUGAAGCUCCUCUUCCGCACCGCCGACCUCAGCCUCGUCAAAAGCUACUUCCAGAAACAGUGCACCAAGAUCCUCCAAGGCAAAGUCUCGAUCCAGGACUUCUGCUUCGCGCGCGAAGUCAAACUCGGAACCUACAGCGAACGAGGCCUCCCUCCCCCAGGCGCCCUGAUCAGCACCAAAAAGAUGCUCGAAGACCCCCGCUCGGAGCCCCAAUACGGCGAACGCGUUCCCUACGUCGUCGUCACCGGCGCCCCAGGCUCCCGACUGAUCGACCGCUGCGUAGCCCCUGAAACCCUCCUCCACGAUCCCCAACUCGACCUCGACGCCGAAUACUACAUCACCAAAAACCUGAUCCCGCCCCUCGAACGCAUCUUCAACCUCGUCGGCGCCAACGUCCGCUCCUGGUACGACGAGAUGCCCCGUUUUCAACGCAUCCGCCGCGUCGAAGGCUCCUCCCUCGCCACCGCCUCCUCCUCCGGCGCUGGAAAAGACACCCGCAAGACCCUUGAAUCCUACAUGAAAUCCUCGACCUGCAUCAUCUGCCGCUCCAAACUGCUCGACGCCGACAUCCCCGUGUGUCCCGACUGCAUGACACACCCUCACAUCUCCCUACUCGAUCUAACGAAUCGCCAACGCCAGGCAGAGAAGCGGGUCCUCGAUCUCCAUCGCGUGUGCCGUUCUUGUAUGGGCGUUGCGUUUGACGAGGAGGUGAAGUGCGAUAGUAAAGACUGUCCGGUGUUUUAUUCCAGGACGAGACAUAUGGCGAAUUGGAGACAUACGAAGGCGGUUUUGGAUCCGGUUGUGAAGCUGUUGCAGGAUACGAGUGAGAGUGCCCUGGAGUGGUAAAGAUGAAGAUUCGUCGGCGUUCUUCUUGGGAAGUGAAUUGGAUUGAUUCUGUGGGCUUGAGGGAUACGCAUGGGUGUGGCUAUGUUAAUGUUGUGAUUUCU
Molecule: messenger RNA, 4643 nt
Organism: Aspergillus melleus
Lineage: Eukaryota; Fungi; Ascomycota; Eurotiomycetes; Eurotiales; Aspergillaceae
Gene: REV3
Product: DNA-directed DNA polymerase zeta catalytic subunit REV3
Exons: 1
Coding region: 1-4542 (1513 amino acids)
Biological process (GO): error-prone translesion synthesis; double-strand break repair via homologous recombination
Cellular component (GO): nucleus; zeta DNA polymerase complex
Molecular function (GO): DNA-directed DNA polymerase activity; nucleotide binding; DNA binding
Source: RefSeq, a predicted model, not a curated record